Molecule: messenger RNA, 874 nt
Organism: Daphnia pulicaria
Lineage: Eukaryota; Metazoa; Arthropoda; Branchiopoda; Diplostraca; Daphniidae
Gene: Mp20
Product: muscle-specific protein 20-like
Exons: 4
Coding region: 115-660 (181 amino acids)
Biological process (GO): actomyosin structure organization
Molecular function (GO): actin binding
Source: RefSeq, a predicted model, not a curated record
AAGUGAUAGCUCCGCGUCUUGCAAUCAUCAGUUGGUCGACUCUCAAGUCUUGAACACUCCAAUUCCUCUACAUAUCCUCACUCUUCCGAUAACUCUACUCUACCAAUUUUUAAAAUGUUGCAACGACAAGUUCAAGCUAAGAUCUUCGCCAAGCGCAACCCAGAGGAAGAGCGCGAAGCUCAGGAAUGGAUCGAACAGAUUUUGGGCGAAAAAUUCCAGGCCCCCUACGAGGAUGCUCUUCGUGACGGCCAAAUCCUUUGUCAUCUCAUCAACAAAUUGGCACCUGGCUCUGUCCCGAAGAUCAACACAUCCGGCGCCCAAUUCAAGCUGAUGGAGAAUAUCCAAAAGUUUCAAAAGGCCAUCAUGGCGUACGGAGUCGCCGAACUAGAUGUUUUCCAAACGGUUGAUCUGUGGGAGAAGAAAGAUAUUUCUCAAAUCACAACUACCAUUUUCGCUCUAGGCAGAACGACAUACAAGCACCCCGAGUGGCAAGGACCGUGGUUGGGCCCAAAACCCUCUGAGGAAAAUAAACGUGAAUUCUCCGAUGACGUUAUUGCGGCAGGCAAAACCGCUAUUGGUCUCCAAGCUGGUACCAACAAAGGAGCUACUCAAGCUGGCCAGAACAUGGGUGCCGGCAGGAAGAUCAUCCUGAACAAAUAAAUUAGCUCAUAGUCAAGACGGACGCCUAUUUUAUUUGACUUUGUCUUUAUCGGCAUCACAGUUUAGGGGAUUUCUUUGUUGCAUUUUUUAAAUCUUUUUGCUUUUUUUACAAGUAUUUGGAGAGAAAAUCUUAAAAAAAAGAUGUGUUAAUAUCGUUAAGAUAUGGAUCACAUGGGAGGCGCAUAAAGUUCCAGGAGCAAUUUUAAGAAAGGAA